GCAUUUCUCCUAAUGAUGUAAUACCAUUAGUGAAAUUUGACGGGAUUGAAGAAAUUUUAGAAGUUGGAAAGGAAAGAUUUACCAAAAAAAAUAAUGAAGGUGUUUUGAUGGUAACACGUACUCAAUUACCGUUAAAAUUGAAAUACGCAAUGUCUAUACACAAAUCACAAGGUUUGACAAUUGAAAGGUUAUAUAUAAAUUGUGCAAAAGUUUUUCAGAGUGAACAACUUUACGUAGCUUUAUCAAGAGCUGUUGAUACAAAAAAUUUAUGUGUUAAAAAUUUUAGAGUGGAAAAGUUAAAAGCGAAUGAGUUAGUCAUAAAAUUCAUGGUAGAUAAUUUUGAUUUACAAAUGAUAUUGAUGAAACAAGAGGGCACACAUAUUCGCAGUCUUUAUAAUUCUGAUAUGAAUAUACAUUAUGGUGUGAUCGUGUUUGAUAAAUUUGAUAAAGAGAUGAAUUUUUUUUAUGCAAAUGUAAGAAAAGGGUUGGUAAUUCGAUGUAUCAAAGACAAAGUUGUAAAUUGGUUACACGUUCAAUUAUUUAUUUCCAUGUUACGAUCACUUAAUUGUAAUUGGGAUAAGAUAAUUAUUGUACAUGAAGACAAAGCAAUUAUAAAAAAAGAAGCAAGAUCAAACAAUAACAUAGUUUUUAUUCCUCGUCCGUAUAUUUUAGCAUAUUUAAAUCAGAUAAAGAGAAAUUUUAAAUAA
Messenger RNA from Scutellospora calospora, 707 nucleotides. The record is from the annotation of a GenBank genome assembly. NCBI's taxonomy places the organism in Eukaryota, Fungi, Glomeromycota, Glomeromycetes, Diversisporales, Gigasporaceae.